Chara braunii is the source of this 2134-nucleotide messenger RNA. NCBI's taxonomy places the organism in Eukaryota, Viridiplantae, Streptophyta, Charophyceae, Charales, Characeae. The record is from the annotation of a GenBank genome assembly.
GGAUUAGGCCGGAGGAUGCGAAGGUGGCUAGUAUUCGAGACUGGCCACGACCUCAGACUGUCACUGAGGUCAAAUCUUUCUUAGGAAUGUGCAGCUACUAUAGGAACUUCGUAAAGAACUAUUCUACAGUCGCCUCUCCUUUGACUGAUCUAACUCGACUUAACACGCCGUGGGACUGGAGUGAUGAGUGCGAGGGUGCUUUCAGGAGAUUGAAGCAUGCACUCAUGAAUCAUGAGGUUCUCAUGGUUCCCGAUCCUCAGAAGCCAUUCAUAGUGACCACUGACGCAAGCCAAUACGGCAUUGGCGCAGUGCUGGCUCAACAGGAUGGGAAGAAGUUGAGACCGAUUGAGUACAUGAGCAAGAAGAUGCCAUCGAAAAAGUUGGCAAAGUCCAUCUACGAAAGGGAACUUUAUGCUAUAUGCAAAGCACUUGUCCAUUGGAGACACUUCCUAUUGGGAAGGUUCUUCUAUUUGAGGACUGGUCAUCAGACCCUCAAAUGGAUUAAGACUCAACCGGCUCUUUCUGACGCACUCAAGCGAUGGAUUGAGGUCAUAGACCAAUAUGACUUCAAGCUUGAGUAUCUAAAGGGAGAGUAUAACAAGGUUGCUGAUGCGCUAUCACGUAGAGCAGAUUACCUAGGACAGAGUGUUUCCAUGGAUUUCAUGGACACCCUAGUGACUAGUAAGAGUAGCAAGAGGCACAUCUUCGUCAUCAUCGAUCGAUUCACCAAGUACGCUAGACUAGUGGCUAUGCCAGAGACCGCAAGAACUGACUAUGUCAUCAAGUUGUUCAAAGACAACUGGGUGCGUGACUUUGGUUUACCAAAGUCAAUCGUUAAUGACCGAGAUGUCCGAUUCACAAGUGAGUUGUGGAAGAAGACUGCAGAACAGAUGGGCAGUCAACUUCAGAUGACUUUAGGGAAUCAUCCCGAAGCCAACGGACAAGCCGAACAAAUGAACAGAGUUGUACAGCACUUGCUGAGGCAUUACAUCAAGCCCAACCAGGAUGACUGGGAUGAGCAGUUGCCUCUCAUCGCCAACCUGUACAACAAUGCUGUCCACAGCAGUACCGGCGUUAGUCCUAAUCAACUUCACUUGGGAUGGAAGCCUAGAUCAGCAUUAGACUUCCUCCUACCUGAAAACCGACCCGCUGCAACUCCUGACAAACUUGAGUAUGGUGUGCAAUAUGAGAAGUUGUUGCAAGAAGCCGUCGAGCACAUGAAAAAAGCUCAACAAGCAAUGAUUGCUUCUGAGAAUCGACACCGUAGACAGUCCACAUUUCAGGUAGGGGAACGUGUCUGGGUCAAGGCUAGCCAUGUCAGCAGCGACACGUCAGCAGGCCACAUCAACAGUGACACGUCAGCAGGCCACAUCAGCAACAUGUCAGCAGACAUCCGUGCUAUGUCAGCAGACACGUCAUCAGCCCAACCAGGCCACGUCAGCAGGCCUGUCCCACGUCAGUACCAGCCACACAUGCCUCCCAUCCUUUGGUCAGUGACCAACACGAUGGAACGAAAGGACAAUGAAUCCGGGGCAGACAACGAGGCCCGGCUGGCUGGCGUGAUGCUCGAGCUUAAGCAACGAGCAGAUGCGGCACUUGACGCUCGAGAGAAGAGAGAAAGAGAAAUCGAGGAGAAACAUCGUCUUGCCAUCUUACAGCAGCAAGCGAACGGGGACACAGCACACCAGGCUGCAGAUGAAGCACGACAAACACGCCAGGACGUGUUAUUCGAGGAGGAGGCCGAAGUCUUGACCUUGGCUUCUGAAAUGGACAUGUCGACCGAGGAGGAAGGUGCCUCCGAGACCGUGCGGAAGUUCUGCAAGGUCAUCAAGCGAAUCGUGGACCUGGUGGCCACCUGCAUGGCCCAGCAAGCACUGGACAACAACGUGCAGACAUUGACCGCCCAUGUCCACACCUUGGAACAGCGGCCCAUUUCAGCAAUAGUCGUUGGCCUCUCCAAUAUUCCGGAUCGCGUCAACGCUUUGGAGAUUGACAUCGGCACUCUCAAAGAUGGUGCUAAGCAGCAGCAGGCAACAAAUCAGCAACUCUAGUCAACCAAUCAGCACUUGGAGCAGCAGAUCCGUGCAGCAGCCGCGAGUCCAGCCUUGUCAUCCUCUGAAUGCAUACCCAAGUU